Messenger RNA from Paecilomyces variotii, 4716 nucleotides. Its product is annotated as Golgi CORVET complex core vacuolar protein 8-domain-containing protein. Gene Ontology annotation, biological process: protein targeting to vacuole; endosomal vesicle fusion. Lineage: Eukaryota; Fungi; Ascomycota; Eurotiomycetes; Eurotiales; Thermoascaceae. The transcript has 3 exons. Bases 1 to 4716 code for a protein of 1571 amino acids. The record is from RefSeq and is a predicted model, not a curated record. Gene Ontology annotation, cellular component: HOPS complex; late endosome.
AUGAGCUCCACGAUUGAGGGGAGUGAUGACGGGGACCGAGAGGAUCAGCUCGACCUGGACCAGGACGACGAAGAGCUCCCUCUGCAGCCUAACGGACAUACAGACCAUGAUCGGCCGGCCGAGGACGUGAAUGAUGCGCCGGCGCAUAACGGGGAGCCAUUGUCCGUCACGAAGGAUGAAGGCCAGAAGAGCCCAUAUCUCAAUUCGCCUGCAGACGUGGCUUCGGAUGGAGUGCUAUCUUCCCCCCGUGGCUACACUGCGCGAGCGCCGGGAAGCGUGGAUGAUACUGCUUCAACGCCGGAUGACACGCCAUCACUGCAUGGAUCACUCCGUUCGUCGCCCAGCAGCAGCACAUUGCCGCUUCGAGGUCACUCUCGCCUCAGCCCCAGUCCGUCACAUCGCCCUUUCGAUCUACGAUUCCAGUCUCGUCUCUCGUCCUCGUCUCUAAGUAGCCCUCGACCGUCGUCACCGUUCUACUUCCAGCGCCACUCACGGCAAUCGUCCCUCGCGAGUCGACUCUCCCCCAGUCGCACAGAAUCGGAACCAGAAUCCCCUCAGACGCCCUGGGACGUCGUGAGGUGGACGAAGCUGAGGAAAGUAGCAGGGCAGGCGUUCUCGGAAGUUGGGAAACGCAACUUUGGAAGGCCGACCUGUCUGGCCGUUUCAACGACCAUUGUCAUCGGCACAUCGAAGGCUGUCGAAUCCGGUGCGGUGACGUCUCUUGCGCUCUCUGCGGAUCACUCGACGGUAGCUGGAGGCCACGCCUCGGGCGACAUAUAUACCUGGGAGAUUUCGAGAUCAGCCCGGCCUUUUCUUCAUAUACCCCCCAUCUCCCCAAACCAGCUCGAAACUCAACAUGCAGAUGGACAUAUCGCAGGCGUUUCGGUUCUUCACGUUGGGUUUCUGGGAACCCGACGGACGGCACUGGUAUCAGCAGAUGACCGUGGCAUGGCCUUUUCGCAUCUGGCAACGCGAGGUAUGGGUGCCGUUGGGCGGACGGUAAAGACAACGAGGAUCUUGGGACGGUAUCCGGAGAAGCCUGUUCCAGGGAGUCGACCGCGGAAGCCGAGUUCGGUGCUUGCCUUCUCGCCGCUUCCCCUCGGAAACGUCGAACAGGCGACUGAUUCCUUAGGUCUAGUGGCUAUGCUCACACCAUAUCUCCUUGUCGUGGUUUCGACUACACCGAUUGCGCAGACACAGCACAAGGCCCCACGGCCGAGAGAGGUCGCAUCGCACGGUGCCAUGACCGCAGCCUUGGCUUGGUUUCCCGCAAUAAAGCUAAAGGGGAAGGACUCGCAAACAUCGAAGACGAAACUCGUCUACUGCUGGUCAAACGUUCUCACGGUGCUAGAAGUCUCCGAAGUUGAACCCGAAGAUCCAGGUGACAAGGAUCGGCCUCCGGUGUUAGAGUUUCGACCGCGAAGCAGAUGGAGGGCAGAUGAGGCCAUCGUCGCAGUGCAAUGGCUGAGCCGAUCUGUACUUGCAGUGUUGACCAUCACCCAGCAAUUACUUAUCGUUGAGGAUACCACGUUACGCGUGACGGACUCAUUCGACCUCCUACAGAAGCAUAUUUACCAUGCUGAUUUAUUCUCCACCCAGUUGCACUCGCUUGUUGAGCAAUAUAACGAGGAGGAUCCCUCGAUGCAUGGCGUGGUGGCUGAUGCAUUCUACAUGAGCUUCCGUGCUUACAAAGGACGACUGUUUCUCCUUGGCUUUAACGAUGUAUCCGUUGGCAGUUUGUCGAACUGGGCCGACAGAUUGCUUGCUCUUAUGGAGGCUGGAGAUUUCAUCGGGGCCAUUCGACUUGCCACUGCAUACUAUAGGGGAGAUACAGAGAGGCUCACCGUAGGACUCCCUGAAGAAGAUGAAUUGAGACACGCCGUUGUCCGGGAGAGGCUGAUGGAGAUGAUCUCGGCAUCUCUCAAAUACGCUUUUGGGAGGAACAGAGAGGCCAAUACGGAACGUCUUGAGAAGCCACAGCUAGAAGAUCUUGCAGAGGCAUCUCUGGCAGCUUGUGUUUGCAUCGGAGACGAGGAUUUCCUCUGGGAAGAAGUCUACAACUGGUACGAAGAGAACGACUCGACGGGAACUUUUCUCGACGUCCUCGAAUCGUACAUUGUCGAUGGUGAUAUACGAUCGCUUCCCCCCACCGCCGUCAAGGCUUUGAUCAGUCACUACGCUACGAACCACACAUCCACCCGACUGGAGGAGAUAAUAUGUCUUCUGGACACCACUACAAUGGACAUUGAUCAGGUCACCUCUCUGUGCAAGCAAUAUAAUCUCUACGACGCCUUCAUAUAUGUCUGGAAUCGCACUCUUGGGGACUACAUCGGGCCAUUGGAGGAGUUAAUCGGAUUUGUUCGCCGUUUACAACAACCCCUCGUCAACGGGAAUGCUGGCAACGAAGAAACCUACUAUAAUAAUGCAGCGAAAAUAUUUCCUUAUCUGUCCUUCGUCCUCACCGGCCGCAUCUAUCCGACGGGAGAGGAGAUGGACGAGCCCGAGUCCACAAAGGCGAAGGCCGCGCUUUAUGGAUAUCUAUUCUCUGGCCAUCGGUCGGCUCCAGUUUCCCAGGCGCAUGAUGGCUUCGCAAAUCUCAGGGCCAUCCUUGGAUUUGACUCGUCUAGUUUUAUGAGCAUGCUCAACGAGGCGUUUGAGGAUAGCUUCUUAAACGAGGCCGCAGACCAGACCAGCCCCGUCGAGGAGCCAGAAAUCAACCCGCUCCUGGGCGUUUCUGUCAACCGGCAGUAUAUCAUUAGUAUUUUGCUCGAGGUGAUGAGCCCGUCUGAGUUCAGUGCCGCCGAUACGAUUUAUCUAGACAUGUUCAUUGCGCGGAAUUUGCCCAAAUACCCCCAAUAUAUCCUUCUGUCAGGCACUACCCUCCAUCAGGUUCUUGUGCGGCUGUGUCAGUUUCCCAGUGAGGAGAUGGCUGAGGAUUGCGAACUCAGCGUCGAGUAUUUGCUGUCGAUGUACCGUCCGCCGGAUAUCCAGAGUUUGAUACCACUCUUCAAAGAGGCGCGUUUCUACCGGAUUUUGAAGUCGACGUACAGGUCAGAGAAACAGUUCCCCGAGUGGAUCCUGACGUACCUCGAAGAUGAGAGUGAACAGGAAUCUGUGUUUGCUUGCAUCCAGGACUGCCUGCGCCCGGGCUCUGGGCUCGGCAAGAAGCAGCGACGGGACGUUCUUGAUGUGAUCAAGAGCCAUGCUAGGCAACUGGCAGAUAUCGAUGUCACCAAGGCUGCUCAGACGGUUCAGGACUACGCUUCUCAUUUGCAUGAGAGCUUUCUGCAAGCUUUGGACGACGACACAUAUAGACAAUUCCUCUAUCUUUCCAGCCUUCUCGAGCCAAACAAGAAAACCGCGGCCGAAGGCGGAUCAGCCAAGGGUCUCGAGAACUGGAUGCUAGAGCGCUAUGUGCAGCUCAUGUGCAAAUACAACCCGUCUCAUGUUGCAGAUUUCGUCGAUUUCCUCCGGGCUGGCGAACUCCGGCUUGAGGAAGUGCUACCGUUCAUGGAGGAGAGCGGCGUAGUGGACGCGGCCGUGAUGUUGCUGGCAAGACAGGGUCAGGUCCGAGUUGCGAUGGACAGACUCAUCGCUCAUCUCAGCACGCUUGAGUCAGCCUUGGUCAGUCUGCUUCAGAACGCAGGGGCGAGUCCCGAUAUGGAUAGUACCACAGAAGCCAUCGCCGGCCUCCUCGAGUCUUUCGAGAAGUACACCCAGGUUGGCACCUGGUUAUGCCAGAACCAGACCAGAACAGCUAAGAAGGCCCGGUCGCUCGGGAAAAAUGGGAAGCGUGGUGUCGACAUUCUCCAACAGCCGCUGUCGUUUGAGGAGGAUCUUUGGCUUGAUCUCAUCGAAACCGUCGUUCGCAUUGCGCGCAACGUCUCAUCGCUAUUACAUGCCAGCGACACAGAUGCGGACACAACAAAAUCUGUAUGGUCAAGUGCCUCUGGCGCUGAUGGAGAGGAUAGUGGUCAAUUGACCAUCUCCUUUCGCAAACUGGUGCAGCAGGUGUUCACGGCUCUUCUGACAAGCACUGCCCAAACCGGGGCUUCGACCACCGACAGGACAGACAUGUCCUUUCUCCGCAUCUUGCGCGCCUUUCUCACGCGGGCUGCGAGCUGGUCCCCAUCCCUGACCGAACUCCGUUCCGUGCUCGCUUCCAUCUUCGCCGCGUACGCCUACGAAGAGGCUCUUCUGUCGUUAGCCAACGGCAUGCUGGAUAAGGACCUGUUUGUCCAUGUCGACGAGGUGACAAAGUUGCGGCAGCGCGGUUGGCGACCACGAGGUCAAGUCUGUGAGAUCUGCCGGCAACGAAUCUGGGGUCCCGGUGCGGGGUCACAAGUAUGGACAGCGUGGGAAAAGAAGCAAGAAGAGCAGCGUCAACGCCGCGAAGUCAAACGGGUCGAGAGUAGCAUCGACCAUGCGACCUCUCGAGGCAAAGGGAAGGCAGCUGCUGAGCCUUUACGGCACUUUGACCUCGAGCGACAUGAGGACGGCGGGAUUGAUGAAACCUCGGGGUCAAAGGGCGGGCGAGGCGUCAGCAUCCCCGGUCCGGUGGUCGUUUUCGCCUGUCGACAUCUGUAUCAUCGACAGUGCCUACUGGAUACACCUCAUCUUCAACCCCCGGGAAGAGCAUCACAUGCCAACCGGGAGCGCAGUCAUGUCGUGCAUGAAGGCUCUAACCUGGAAUUCUCCUGCCCGACGUGUACAUAG